GGGCUGCGGGCGGCACUUCCGGCGGGGCGGCGCGGGCCGGCGGGCGGCACUUCCGGCGGCGAUGCGGGUGAAGGUGCGGAGCUGGAGCGGCGUCGCCUCGUGGCUGUGGGUGGCGAACGACGAAAACUGCGGCAUUUGCCGCAUGGCUUUCAACGGCUGCUGCCCCGACUGCAAAGUGCCCGGGGACGACUGCCCGCUGGUGUGGGGACAGUGCUCGCACUGCUUCCACAUGCACUGCAUCCUCAAGUGGCUGCACUCGCAGCAGGUGCAGCAGCACUGCCCCAUGUGCCGCCAGGAGUGGAAGUUCAAGGAGUGAUCCCCGCCGCCCCCGUCCACCG
Molecule: messenger RNA, 338 nt
Organism: Numida meleagris (helmeted guineafowl)
Lineage: Eukaryota; Metazoa; Chordata; Aves; Galliformes; Numididae
Gene: ANAPC11
Product: anaphase promoting complex subunit 11
Exons: 2
Coding region: 62-316 (84 amino acids)
Biological process (GO): positive regulation of mitotic metaphase/anaphase transition; anaphase-promoting complex-dependent catabolic process; protein ubiquitination
Cellular component (GO): anaphase-promoting complex; nucleus
Molecular function (GO): cullin family protein binding; zinc ion binding; ubiquitin protein ligase activity
Source: RefSeq, a predicted model, not a curated record